Messenger RNA from Acipenser ruthenus (sterlet), 2338 nucleotides. Its product is annotated as scavenger receptor class A member 5-like. The transcript is spliced from 11 exons. Gene Ontology annotation, cellular component: membrane. The record is from RefSeq and is a predicted model, not a curated record. The coding region runs from base 215 to 1501 and encodes 428 amino acids. Lineage: Eukaryota; Metazoa; Chordata; Actinopteri; Acipenseriformes; Acipenseridae. Gene Ontology annotation, molecular function: scavenger receptor activity. Gene Ontology annotation, biological process: receptor-mediated endocytosis.
AUAUCAAUCACAGUAUUAUAUUUAGAUUAGGACAAUAUGCCUCCUCCCUCAAGAAAAAAAAAGUCACAAGAAAGUUAGUCAUUUCCUGAAUCCACAGUUGAACUAUAGUGAUUUUUCUGAAUAUUCUCUCAGCUCCUUUAAAACUGGAAGUGUUUAUAAACCAGACAGACAGCGGUUAAAGUGGCAGCUCAGAAAGUGUAUUUUUUUUAGCAAAAUGGCAAAGUGGAUGAGAUCAUCUGGAGGUACGGAGCAGAUCACAUUUGUGGAGAAUACAAAGGACCAGUUGGAUGACUCUAAAAAGUCUUUGUUUACUGAUCUUGGAAAGGACAAAAACGACAGCGCUGUUGAGAUUUGGAAAAAGCUGAGUUCCAUGAAAAUUGCUAUAAUUGCACUCUAUGUGGUCGUUCUCUGCAUCCUGGCAGGGAUGAUCUAUGUAACAGUGCAACUGCCUCAGUAUAAAAGGAGCAUUUCCGAUAUGGAGGCUGGAGGGAGUGCAUCUAAACAAAUUGGAGAAAACAGUGUGGGUGAAGUAGUCUGGCAGGAUGAUUUUGAAGAUCUUAAAAAUACAAUCAAAACCCACUCCGACUCCCUGAAAAAGCUUACCCAGAGUACUCAAACGCUGACUGAAAAAGUCACCGUCUUAGAGGAUUUAUUAAACAGUUCCUUAUCUGUCGUGGGGGGUAACAUCCAACAACUGAAUAUGAAGAGUGAACAGCUGACAUAUAUCAUAGAACAAAAUGUCAACUCCUCAAUUCCUCAGAUCAAACUGUAUGAACAAAAUCUUGAGGAUUUAUCAAAUCGUAUUAAUAUCUUGAAAGAUGAUGUCCGUGGUAUUCUGGAUACAGUAAAGUCUGUCAAUAGCAGCUGCAUGGGGGACAUCUUCAUUCACCAACAGGACAUUAUUCAACUGAACAUGAAUUUUGAAAAUGUGACCAUGGCUGCUAGACGCUUGGAAGAAAAACAGAUCAAUAUGGAUGCCAAUAUGAAACAAGAAAUGGACAUUUUAAAUAAUGUCACUGAGGACCUGAGACUGAAGGACUGGGAACAUUCACUGGCUCUAAAUAAUAUAACCAAAAUGCAAGGUCCUGCUGGUCCAAAAGGUCAGAAAGGGGACACGGGUGAUAGAGGAUAUAACGGCUCUCCAGGACUUACAGGCAACUACUGUUUACAAUAUCAUUAUUUUCUAAUAAUGUAUUAUCCGUGCUAUAUCAGGAAUAGUGUUUGUGCAAUACUGAGCAAAAUUGCUUUACUUUUCAGGUUUGCGUGGUAUUGCGGGACCCAAAGGGGAAAAGGGGCAAGGACUCCCUGGAUCCACUGGGAACCCAGGAGCUGCUGGUCCAAAAGGGGAGAGAGGUCUUCCUGGUCUUCCUGGAUUACAUGGAUCAAAGGGGCAGAAAGGGGAACCAGGCACAGCAGCACCAGUACCUACAGGGCACCCAGCUUCUGUACGACUGGUAAAUGGAGCUACACCAAACCAAGGCAGAGUGGAAGUGCUGCAUGAAGGGGCAUGGGGAACCAUUUGUGAUGAUAAAUGGGAUGUCCUGGAUGGGCUUGUUGUUUGUAAAAUGCUUGGAUACAGCAAAGUUUUAAAAGUUUUCACAAAUGGUGUUUUUGGAGAAGGUACUGGGAAAAUACUGAUGGAUGAAGUUACAUGUUCAGGACGAGAGACUUCAAUCUUUGAGUGUCGAUUUGCAGGAUGGGGAAAAACUGACUGUCAACAUACCGAGGAUGCUGGUGUAUCUUGCUCAGCCUAGUAAACAAUUAAAUUACAUGAAACUCUUGUUCGCAAUUUUCAGCAUCAGGUCUAUGAAGAUUGAAUGACCAAUUUAAGUUAUAAUAAUGUAAUAAUAAUGGAAAGUAAGAAUUGCUCAAUGAUAAGUAUGUUAUUUGAUAAUCUUUUAAUACAAAAUUAUGAGUUGUUUAAAAUGUAUUGCAACCAGAUACAAAAAUAACACAUUCUAAACAUUGCAGACUCAAUCCAACAUGCAGAGAAACAGACGUGGCAGGAAUGAAUACAGUAUAUAUACACAGUACAUAUUUAUGAAAAAUAUAUUGCUUAAAUCACACAAGGACCAAUUUAUUUUCUGUUUCAAUCUCACUUUUUAUUUUCAGUUUUCUGCUCACAUAUUCCUGCCACUUGUUUUCAUUACUAGAUUCAUUUUGAUGACUGUUGUAUUACUGUUGUUUUUACAUUGAUUUUGUAUGUAGUGAUCUUUUGCAAAAUCGUAAUUGUUUCAAUUUUAAAAGGAAACCAGAGGAAUGAGGAAACAGUUACUAUUUUUACCCACUUCUGAAAGUGUUGUGGCUUUCAUUAUAAUAAAUAUUAAGUUACAAUAAA